ACGAGUGAGAAGAAUUAUAGAAGAGAAAGACGAGAGCGAGCGUUUGUAGCAGAGGCCAGAGGCAGCAACCAGCUCAGAUCGGCAUCCCUAUUUCUCCGUUCUGUUUUUACAUUCUUUCUAUGCAAAAAUUCUCCCUAAAUUCCAGCCUUUUAUUCUUCUCCUUUUCUUUCUAAUUCCUUAUUUUCUUCAUCUCAUUACCCAUUUCAAGACCUAAUCUUUUCCAAUCAUUCCUCUCUCUUAUCUUGCAUUCAUCUUAAAGGAUCUCUAAUUUCCCUCAUUUUCGCUUUUUUUCUUUUUUUUUUCCAUGUUUUUUCCACCUCUGUCUUCCUGGGUCUCAUCUUGUCUCUCUUUUCUUGAAUAUUCAACCCUCCUUUUUUUUUCUGUCCACAAUUCACAUUUGUGAAGUGUUUUCAAUAGACUCGCCCAAGAUAUUUGAGCUCAAUACAUCAAAGGCUCAAGCUUCCUCCAGGAUGCAGAAAGGGUCUUUCAAAGCUUGUCCCUUUUUUUAUAAUUUCUGACUCCAACCUUUGUUUCCCCAAAUCUUGUUGCACCCAUUUUGUUUCUGACAACUUUGCGGCGUCUCCUCACCUAAUCUUAAGCACCCAGGUCCUUGGAAUGGACCUUUUCACGGUUUCAGACUAGUGGGUAGUUUUGUUAUUUGACAAGGUCCUUCCUUUUCCCAAUACAUAAGACAACCUAGUCUGAACACCGAAGGGAAGCCAAGCCCAGCCCUUUGUUGUGGCAGUCUUUCUUGAUCCGACACAAGAAAAAAUGUAUGGGACCAAAAGCAAAAUUGACCUUGCCUUUGAAUACCAAUCUCAGGUAGCAGUUUUGAGGCCCAGCAUCCAUUCCAGGAGGGCAAAUCUGACUGUGAAAUUCCAAGACCUUUAUGGAUUCACGGUGGAAGGGAAUGUGGAUGAUGUGAAUGUGUUGAAUGAGGUAAGGGAGAAGGUGAGGCAACAGGGAAGAGUUUGGUGGGCAUUGGAGGCCAGCAAGGGGGCAAAUUGGUAUUUGCACACUACCAUCGGGCAAAGCAGUGCUCUUACAUCCUCCUUAAAAUUCUCAGCUCUGACCAAUGCUAUCACGUUGAAGAAGUUGAUCAGGAAGGGGAUUCCCCCAGUUCUCAGGCCUAAGAUUUGGUUUUCCUUGUCAGGGGCAGCCAAGAAAAAGUCCACCGUGCCUGACAGUUAUUAUGAUGAUUUGACCAAAGCUGUGGAUGGGAAGGUCACCCCUGCUACCCGGCAGAUAGAUCAUGACCUACCCCGAACCUUCCCUGGCCACCCGUGGCUGGACACUCCCGAGGGGCAUGCUGCUCUCAGGCGUGUUCUCGUUGCUUAUUCCUUCCGUGAUUCUGAUGUUGGGUAUUGUCAGGGAUUAAAUUACGUGGCAGCAUUGUUGUUGCUUGUGAUGAAGACAGAAGAAGAUGCAUUUUGGAUGCUUGCUGUCUUGUUGGAGAAUGUCCUGGUGAAUGACUGUUACACAAACAACUUGUCAGGAUGCCAUGUGGAACAAAGAGUGUUUAAAGAUUUACUGGCUAAGAAGUGUCCGAGGAUUGCGAGUCAUUUAGAAUCUUUGGAAUUUGAUGUUUCCCUUGUUGCCACCGAGUGGUUCCUCUGCCUCUUCUCCAAAAGUCUGCCUUCCGAGACAACUCUUCGCGUCUGGGAUGUUAUCUUCAACGAGGGUGCUAAGGUUAUAUUUAACGUGGCCUUGGCAAUCUUUAAGAUGAAGGAAGAUGAGUUGAUUCUAACCCAUCAUGUUGGCGAAGUGAUCAACAUUUUGCAGACGACCACGCAUCAUCUAUUUGAUCCAGACGAUCUAUUGACAGUGGCAUUUGAUAAGAUAGGAUCAAUGACAACAAACACGAUAUCAAAGCAAAGGAAGAAACAAGAACCUGAAGUGAUGAAGGAGCUUGAUCAGAGGAUCAGACGGUUAAAUUCCCUUAGAACAGAUGACAAAUAGCAUUAGCUUUCAUUUCAUGUCUUUUGGGUUUUUUUUUGGUACCUUUCGUUACGUUACGUUUCUCUAAUUUAAUCUGAAAUGGUAUCGCCCUCGGGGCAUGACACAAGCCCUGUUCAUUUUCAGGAUGUUUGUAGGUCAUUAAGUGUAAAUUUGGAUACGGACAUAAUAAUCUAUUAAUUAAUCUUAUAAUUUCUAUCAA
This is a messenger RNA of Vigna angularis (adzuki bean), 2158 nucleotides long. RefSeq lists its product as uncharacterized. NCBI's taxonomy places the organism in Eukaryota, Viridiplantae, Streptophyta, Magnoliopsida, Fabales, Fabaceae. The transcript is spliced from 7 exons. The coding region runs from base 772 to 1959 and encodes 395 amino acids. The record is from RefSeq and is a predicted model, not a curated record.